CGGCGCCUGUAGUGGACACGCCGCGGCGUCAAGCACCACGGCCCGGCACGCCGCCACGCAUCCUCACUACCGCCACUCCCUGACACAGUACACGCGCCUGAACACGCGGCGCCCCAGCGUGCUGCACUCCUCCAGUAAGCGCACACCAGCAUGCCCAUGUGCCGCUGCGACCUGUACGCGGAGCUGGGCGUGGCGCGCGACGCAACCCUCGAGGAGAUGCGGAGGGCGUACCGCCGCAGGGCCCUCGCCUUGCACCCCGACAAGAACCUCCAUGAUGCCCAGGGCGCCACGGCCAGGUUUCAAGAGCUGCAAGCAACCUUCCAGGCUCUGUGCCGUGCUCAGGAGGGCGGCGAGCAGAAAGCCACAAGGCACAGAGGCAGGGAGGAGGAAAUGAAGGAAAGGCGAAGGAAGGAGAAGGCGACGCAGGAAGAGGAAAAAAGGCAAAGAAAGAGAGAACAGUGGCUAAAGAGGCAGAAGGAAGAAAACGAGAGGAGGCGGCGGCAAAGGGCGGAGGAGUGGCUGCGGAGACGAAGACAGGAGGACAAAGAGCGAGUGGCGAGGCAGCGGGCGAAGCGGCAGCACCUGCAGGACACACUGAGGCGGCGGAGGCUGCUGGCCUGGCUGGACAGAGAGGCGAGGGAGGCCAGGAUACUGGCCACGGAGAUGGCGAGGGAGACUAGGAGAGAGAAGCAAUGGGAGCAGGAGAGGAGGAAGCAAGGAGAGGAGGAGGAGAGGAGGGAAGCACAGCGGCGGCAGGAGCAGAGAGAGACGGCGGAGUGGACGCGGCGCAAGGUGGAGCAGGUGGAGGGGUGGUUCAGGCGGGACGAGGAGGAGAGGAGGAGGAGGGAGGAUCAGAUACGACGCUACAGAAGACUGGAGGAGCACAGGCGACGGGAGGAGCGGGGGAGCAGGAUGGUGCAGGAGCGAGAGAGCAAGACGUACAGGAAGGAGUAAAAUAACGUAAAUAUUAAGAAACUAAUCAGCUGGGUUCAAAGUCAUGCAAACCCUGUAUUUAUACAGGGUUUGCAUGACAUUAUACUACAUAUUUUCAUUCCUCAUUUCUUAUUUCUACAGUUUAUUUUAUUUGUACAUUUUUAUUUGAUUUAUUUUCUUGUUUUCAUUUUCAGUUUCACUACUUAUUUUCGUUUAUUUAUUUAUUUCUUUAUUUAUUUA
This is a messenger RNA of Scylla paramamosain (green mud crab), 1173 nucleotides long. RefSeq lists its product as uncharacterized. The record is from RefSeq and is a predicted model, not a curated record. Bases 151 to 954 code for a protein of 267 amino acids. The transcript has a single exon. Gene Ontology annotation, cellular component: cytoplasm. NCBI's taxonomy places the organism in Eukaryota, Metazoa, Arthropoda, Malacostraca, Decapoda, Portunidae.